Messenger RNA from Baudoinia panamericana UAMH 10762, 1233 nucleotides. RefSeq lists its product as uncharacterized. The record is from RefSeq and is a predicted model, not a curated record. NCBI's taxonomy places the organism in Eukaryota, Fungi, Ascomycota, Dothideomycetes, Mycosphaerellales, Teratosphaeriaceae. Bases 179 to 1183 code for a protein of 334 amino acids. The transcript has 3 exons. Gene Ontology annotation, molecular function: catalytic activity.
AAGCAUUCGGCGCGUAAGCUUUAGGUACAAGUUGAGCUUCCUUUUGCGCGGCUUUAUCUCCCAGAUGGAGGUCGUCUGCAGCUUCUAACUCCCCCACUGCUAGUCCUCCCGUGUCGUUCGCCCUUGAUACCGUCGUACCAUUUAAAUUGUAAGUUGUAGGCCGAAUUCGUGCACGGUAAUGGCAACAACAAACGGUGCGCAGUUUAUAAGCAUCCGAGUAGCUGUCACUCAAGCAGAGCCAGUAUGGCUAGACUUGCAAGCGACGGUGGAGAAGACAUGCAAACUCAUCACCGAAGCUGCUGAGCACGGAGCGAGGUUGAUCGCGUUUCCAGAAUGCUGGGUACCUGGUUACCCUUGUUGGAUAUGGCUCCGAGCACUAGACUUCAACCUGAUGACCCGCUACCUCAAGAACUCUCUCAAAGUCGACUCAUCCGAAAUGCGCCGUAUCUGCCAAUGCGCAAAAGACAGCAACAUAGCAGUCAUUCUCGGUUUCUCAGAAAACCUGAACAACUCCCUCUGGAUCGCCCAAGCGACCAUCUCCGCUCAGGGUAAACUCCUCAUGACAAGACGCAAACUCAAGGCCACUCAUCUCGAGCGCACCGUCUUCGGAGAUGCAAGCGGCGCGAGUCUGCAUAAUGUGGUUGAGCUUGAUCUCGGCCAGGAGUCUCAGCAUACCAAAGUCGGUGCGUUGAGUUGCUGGGAGCACAUUCAGCCACUGUUGAAGUACCAUACGUAUUUGCAGGGUGAAGAGAUUCAUGUCGCGGCCUGGCCGCCUCUUGAUUCGCAUCCGGGCGGUGACGCUUUGUGGAGUAUGAGCAGUGAGGGAUGUCAAAGCCUUUCCCAGACCUACGCGGCGGAGUCCGCAGCCUUCGUGUUGCACUGCACCGCCGUCGUCACAGACGCUGGCGUCAAAGCAAUGCAGACGGAUGCUGGCUUCUUGUUUAACCGCCCAGGUGGCGGCUCGUCUGCUGUCUUUGGACCUGACGGCCGCCGGAUUACUGAACCUCUACCUAGUCACGAGGAAGGCAUUAUCUAUGCAGAUCUGGACAUGGAUAUGUCGCUGAAGGCCAAGUGCUUCGUUGACAGCUGCGGACACUACUCAAGACCGGACCUGCUCUGGCUUGGUGUUGAUGAUAGGGAGAAAAAGCACAAGAUUGUCAGCAAGGGCGACGGCAGCCAGUAGCCAGUUCUUACUCCAACACCAUCCCCGUAAUUGCCAUUCGAACAUAAUCC